AACACUCGCACACUCUUCAAGCGCCUGGCCUCUCUCUCGCUCUGUACCCAUUCUAUGCGAUUCCUGCGAAACCCUCGCGUUGAGACCUGAAAAUGUCGUACAAAGGGAAGGAGAUCGCCGGAAAACCUCCAGCCGGUGGAAAGCGGAAGCGAGGCGGUGGCGACAGCGACAAGUGGGGCGGUCGGAGUAAGAAAGACCGUGGGGUUCUCCGGUUUUUCGAAGAUGAUGUUGAGGUCGACGAUUAUGAGGACAGCGACGACAGUGACAUCGAUAACUUUUUCCUGGAAGAAGAAUUAGAUUUGGAGCAAAAAGUCAAUAAUGAACCAGGAAAAAGCUAUGUACUUCCAUUUCUUCCCAAAGAAGAGCAGUUGGAGGAAGAAUUUGAUGAGAAGUUGGAAGAACAUUACAGGGAUGGUUCUGGGUUGGUUUCAUAUGCUGGAGAAAAUUAUGAAUCCAAGCGAUCCUUUGGUGGGAAUUCUCUUGUGCCUUGUGCAAAGGAUCCAACUAUCUGGAAGGUCAAAUGCACGGUUGGACGUGAGAGGCAUUCGGCUUUCUGCCUCAUGCAGAAGUUUGUUGACUUGAAGUCACUGGGUACCAAGUUGCAGAUCGUUUCUGCAUUUUCCAUAGAGCAUAUUAAAGGUUUUAUCUAUAUUGAAGCUGACAAGCAUGGUGAUAUUGUUGAGGCAUGCAAAGGGCUUUGUGGUAUAUAUGCUACUCGAGUGGCACCAGUGGCACUAAAUGAAGUAUCGCAUUUGCUAUCUGUCCGAAGUAGAUCCACUGAAAUUUCUGAGGGGAUGUGGGCCCGUGUAAAGAAUGGUAAAUAUAAGGGGGAUUUGGCUCAGGUUGUGGCUGUGAACAAUGAACGCAAGAGAGCUACAGUGAAGCUAAUACCUAGAGUUGAUCUACAAGCAAUGGCUCAAAAAUUUGGUGGGGGACUUGCUGUUAAAAGAGGUGUCACUCCAGCACCAAGAUUGAUCAGCUCUAGUGAACUUGAGGAGUUCCGCCCGCUCAUUCAAUAUAGGCGUGACCGAGAUACUGGCAAGCAUUUCGAGAUUCUGGAUGGUCUUAUGCUCAAGGAUGGCUAUUUAUAUAAGAGAGUAUCUAUCGACUCUUUGAGCUUCUGGGGGGUUAUGGCUUCAGAAGAGGAACUCUUGAAGUUUAGGAAUCCUGAGAACAAUGAAUCUCAAGAUAUGGAAUGGCUUACCCAGCUUUAUGGUGACCGCAAGAGAAAAAAGAUUUUAGGAAGUGAUAAAGGGCUUGAGAAAGGAGAGGGCUCCUCAGGUGCUGAUGUGGUGGAUGACUCUGAACUCCAUAGCCUUGUGUGUUUUGGCCGCAAAGAGUUUGGUCUUAUCAUAGGCAAAGAGAAAGACGAUCAUUACAAGAUCCUGACAGAGGGAAAAGAAGGUCCGGUUGUAGUGCCUGUUGAACAGCGCAUGAUAAAGAAAGGGCCCUCUGAUAUGAAAUUUACAGCUUUAGAUCAGCACGCGAAGGCUAUAUCAGUUGGUGAUAAAGUUAGGGUCUUGGAAGGCCCACUUAAGGAUAGAGAAGGAAUAGUCAAGCAAAUCUACAGAGGAACAAUCUUUAUGCAAGAUGAGACUGAGACCGAAAAUGGUGGUUAUAUCUGUGCUAGGUCUCAAAUUUGUGAGAAAGUCAAGUUUUCUUUUGAUGCAAGCAAGGAAAAGGGUUGUGAAUCUGGAAACCUGGGUGUUGAAGAUUUUUCUUCGUCCCCCAAGUCAUCUUUGUCACCAAAAAAACCAUGGCAAGAAAGGGAAAGCAAUCCCAACUUUAAUCAAGGGGAUAAAGAUGGUAUGUUUUCAAUUGGUCAAACUGUGAGAAUCCGCAUAGGUCCUUUAAAGGGGUACCUCUGCCGUGUUUUAGCUAUGCGGCGGUCUGAUGUUACAGUGAAGCUUGAUUCUCAGCAGAAAAUUCUUACAGUAAAAUGUGAAAAUCUGUCUGAGAUUCGAGGGAAAACAUCUGCAUUUUCAUUGAGUGAGGAUGCAGGGUCCAGUUCUUUUAAACCAUUUGAUCAGCUUGGAACUGAAGGAAGCUCUGGAGAUUGGAUGGGAGGAGCUGGAACUUCAGCAGGUGGUGAUGGGUGGAAUGCUGGAGGGCAGUCUACUGAAAGGAGCCCUUGGCCUAGCUUUCCAGCCACAGGCCUCCAGAAAUCUCUGGAAACUGAUUCUGCAAAUCCAUCUGUUUCAGCAAAUAAUGAUCCAGAAAAAGUAUUUGCAGAGGUUGAUGAUACCAGUUGGGGAAAGAAAGUGACUCAAAAUUUGAAUUCGCCUUGGGGUGCCACAGUUGCUAAUGAUAAAGCUGUUGCUAAUGAGGCUGGGGCUUGGGGAACUACAGCUAGAGUUGGAUCCGGCUCUGGUUCAUCUGAUGGCUGGGAUAAAGUAACAGUGUCUGUUGGAGGUAUUUCAGGCUCUUCAAAAGAUGCUGUAGACAAGUGGGAUCAGUCAUAUCUUAAAACUGAGAACUCUGGUGCUGGUGUUGCUUCCUCUUGGGGGAAAGGUGCUACUGGUAAUGAUAGUGCUUCAAAAAUAUCUGAGGAACCAUGGGGCAAAGGGAAAACUGUUGCUGGAAACCCGACAGACAGCUGGAAUGGUGCACCUACGGGUAAGACUGGACAUGAUUCUUGGAGUAACAGUAAGGAUAUGGUUGAAGCAGGAUCAUGGGGGAAGAAUAAUAGCCCCAGUAUGGCUGAGGACUCUUCAAAGAAAGAGGUUUCUGGGUGGGGUCAGCCUAAAUCUUGGGACAAAGGGAAAGACGUAGUUAAAGGUGAUGAAUCCAUCUGGGGCAAACCUGCAGACACCCAAAAGGAGAUAGAGGGGGGAAUUCUUGAAAAUCCUUCGGGCAAAGCUGUUUCGACUGGAACCUGGGGUAAUGCAGCUGGGACGUGGGGCCAGCCAGAAGCCAAAGCUACUGAUGAAGCAAGUGGUUGGGGAAAGGCUGAGAAUUGGGGUGACAAGAAGAAUUCUAAUGAAGAUGUUGGUUGGACUAACAAUGCAUCUAAUGACCGAAAUCACUCUGAUAAAUGGAGUAAGCCAAAAUCCGCUGUUGUUGAUGGGGGAUCAUCAUGGAGUAAACAAGGUGAUGAAUCUUCUUGGAGUAAAAGAGACGGAGGGUCUUCAUGGGGUAGUCAAGCUGCUGUAAAUACUGGAGAUGAGUCCAAGAAAGGUGAUUGGACCUCAUCUGGGGGUGCACAACAGGAAUCAGGCUGGUCCAAGAAAAGCAGUUGGAAUGCCGGAUCUGGUGGUGCAAAUGAGGAAUCUGGUUGGGCUAAGAAGAGCAGUUGGAACAAUGACUCUGGUGAUGCUGGCCAGGAUUCUGUGCUUGGUAGGUUUGAAGGCCAAUCAGAUGCUUCUGGUGACCGACCAGGUGGUGGAAGAUGGGGAGGAGGUUUCGCAGGGAGAGAUGGCUCAGAUAGAGGGGGUUUUAGAGGUAGAGGGGACAGUGGUGGAUUUAGAGGUAGAGGGGACAGAGGUGGAUUUAGAGGAAGGGGUGGGGGUUUCAGAGGUUCAGACAGUGGGGGAUUUAGAGGUAGAGGGGACACAGGAGGAUAUAGAGGUAGGGGCGGGUCAGGAAGAGGGGGUGAAGGGUCUUCGUGGAGUAAACAGGAUGGAGGGCCUUCAUGGGGUAGACAACCGGAAAAUAAGGAAGGUGAGUCUGGCGGUGUUAACCAGGAAUCUGGUUGGGCCAAGAAGAGCAGUUGGAACAAUGAAUCUGGUGAUACUGACCAGGAUAGAAUUGACGGGCAAUCAGAGGCUUUUGGUGACCGGCCACGUGGUGGGAGAUGGGGUGGAGGUUUCAGAGGUUCUGACAGGGGGGGAUUUAGAGGUAGAGGGGACACAGAAGGAUAUAGAGGUAGGGGUGGAUCAGGAAGAGGAGGUGAAGGGUCUUGGAGCAAACAAGAUGGAGGGUCUUCAUGGGGUAGACAACCGGAAAAUAAGGAAGGCGAGUCUGGCCCUGUGAACCAGGAUUCUGGUUGGGCCAAGAAUAGCAGUUGGAAUUCUGGAUCUGGUGGUGCAAACGUGGAAUCUGGUUGGGCCAAGAAUAGCAGUUGGAACUCUGGAUCUGGUGAUGCAAACCAGGAAUCUGGUUGGGCCAAGAAGAGCAGUUGGAACAAUGAAUCAGGUGAUGCAGGCCAGGAUUCUGUGCUUGGUAGAAGUGAAAGCCAAUCAGGGGCUUUUGGUGACCGGCCAGGUGGUGGGAGUUGGGGUGGGGGUUUUGGAGGGAGAGGUGGCUCAGACAGAGGAGGUUUUAGAGGCCAAGGGGAUAGAGGAGGAUAUAGAGGUAGGGGUUCGUCAGGCAGAGGAGGUUAUGGUGGUCAAGGUAGAUUUGAUGGAGGUGGAAAUGAUGGGAACCAAGGAGGUGAUGAUAAAGGCACAUGGAAGAGUUGGAAUUCUGGAAGUGGUGGUGCUGACAAUCGGGGCGGUGGUUGGAAUAGUAAUGAUUCUGAAUGGAAAAAGCCAGCGAGGCCAAGCAUUACUAAUGAUCAUACUGGUGGAUGGAACAAAGGAACUGGUUCUGUCAACGAAGCUGGUGGAAACGAAGGUGGUGGCUUGAGCGGCCAACAGAAAAGGUGGAAUUCUGGUAACAGUGAGAGCAGCAAUGAAGCUGGUGGCUGGAAUAAGCAAGGAUCAGGUUGGAACGGAGGAAAAUGUCCGGAAAAUAGUGGCAGAGCGGAAGAUCAAUCUAAAAUUUGGAAUCAGUCUAGUUCUGCGGGGCAAGCAUCUGGUUGGAGUCGGCCAAAAGAGGCAAAAGAAGGAAGUAGUGGAGAUGGACAAGCACCGGAUUCAUCGAGUAAACCAGCAACAAGCUCAUGGGGUGGCAAUACCAGCAAUGAAGCUGGUGGCUGGAAUAAGCAAGGAUCAGGUUGGAACGGAGGAAAAGGUCCGGAAAAUAUUGGCAGAGCUGAAGAUCAAUCUAAAGUUUGGAAUCAGUCUAGUUCUGUGGGGCAAGCAUCUGGUUGGAAUCAGCCGAAAGAGGCAAAAGAAGGAAGUAGUGGAGAUGGACAAGCACCGGAUUCAGCAAGUAAACCAGCAACAAGCUCAUGGGGUGGCAAAGGAGGGUGGUAAUGGUUCGUUGAGUUAUGAUUCCCGCUUUCUGUAUGUAUGGAUCUCUUCUCUGUCUGUCUAGUUAACCUUUUAAAGUGCAAAUCUUUUAGGUUUUAAUAAUGUGUAUCCCAUAACCUAAACUCUUACGUUUGCAACUGUGGUGACAGGAUUAUCUAUGUUCCUUUAAGGGGAAAGUGGCAGUUUAAAUUUUCUUAUUUGUAGUGAGACAAAAGAUGUUUUAAUUCUUGGAAAGCAACUUCAUUUAUCCUAUUCCUUGAUCUGGUGGGUUUCUGCUCUCUGAUAA
Molecule: messenger RNA, 5361 nt
Organism: Tripterygium wilfordii
Lineage: Eukaryota; Viridiplantae; Streptophyta; Magnoliopsida; Celastrales; Celastraceae
Product: protein RNA-directed DNA methylation 3
Exons: 18
Coding region: 93-5078 (1661 amino acids)
Biological process (GO): transcription elongation by RNA polymerase II; regulation of DNA-templated transcription elongation; regulation of transcription by RNA polymerase II
Cellular component (GO): DSIF complex
Molecular function (GO): mRNA binding
Source: RefSeq, a predicted model, not a curated record